CUGUGAUUGAGGAUACUGAAUUUUUUUUCUAGGGUUAAAGGUUUUAAAUAUUGAAUAAAUAAACAUGUUAAAAUGUUUGAACCUUCAAAUGUGAUAGAAAGGAAAUUUAACGCUGAAACUCAUAGGAUUGCAAGUGAAGCAAAACUUCGUGAAUUUGGCGAGUUCUUAGAAAAGUUCAAUGAAUUAACUAACGAGAACAAAAAAUCGUUUAGGAAUAAUUUAAAUGUAACUCUUAAACCAAUUUUACUAGAUGUGGAAGCUCAUGAAAGUGGCUCUAUUUUGGAUUUAACUCGGUCAGAAAAUAAAAUCUUAUUUCGAAUUUUGAGCACACUUGGUUCUAUAUGCCAGGAAAUUGAAUUACUGAAAACAGAAGCUCAGCAGUUAUGUGUGGAUUUUUUAUUCUACGGAGAAGAUAUUGGAAAAAGUUUACAAAAUUUAGAAUCUGUUAGUAAAUUGGUUGAACCUUUGCAAAAGCUACAUGCUUUUGUUAUCAGGGCUAGGCAAGUUUUAUCACUAACGUUAAAACAGCUUACAGCAAUUUUGACCAAAGAAUAUUACGUGUCUGGUAAUAAUCCUAGCUUUUCUGAAAUUUUAAAUUUAUUUGGAGAUUUGCUAAUAUGUCUGUUAAAAUUUGAUUAUCUACUUGAUAAGCAGAUAUUAAAAGAACAUUGGCUGCUAUAUAGGAGAGCUCUAAGAAACAUUUUGCACAACAGUGCAAAAUACAAUUUUUCAAAAGACGAAGUAAGAGAUUUUGAUAAAACUUUGGCUGUUCUAGAAACUAUUUUAUUGUCAGGAACAAUUUUCAAAGAUUCAACUAGUAAUUUAGAUUCCAAAUUAAUAUAUGACAUUAAGAAAUCAACCUUAAAUGCGGAAUUCCAAACUUAUUUAUUUGUUCAAAUCAGUGAAUUAGAGAAGGAUGAAGAGAAUAUUUUGUGCUCUGAAAUGUUGUUGCAAUUAAAUGUUGUUGCUGCAUUCUACUUUAAUGUUUUUGAAAGCACAAAUCGGAAAUUCAUAAAAAAAUUACUAGAGUUAAACAAAAAGGUUUUAGCUUGUACACUCAUUGGCAAUAUUGUAUGGUAUCCUGAACAAUUUUUUUUGAAAAAUGUGCAAUCCCUAGCUAAAUAUAUUGAUCAGAAGAAUAUAGAGAGUAAUAGACUUACACAAAUUCAUAUUAAAAACCAAAACUUACCCAAGGAAACAAAUUUACUUUGUCUACAGACAUGUUAUUAUUUAGUAGAGUUAGAUAAACAGAUAAAAGUGAAUAUGGGGAACCUAAAAGUAAAACAGCUGCAAUAUAUAUGUGUGUUAUUAUUGGAUGGCUUAAAACUUGUGCAAAAGAUCAAUUCAACAAUUAAAUGGGUCAUGAAUGUACAUUUUGACAAGAUGUUGCCAGUGACAAAAACGGUGUUGGUAGCUAUAUCAAAGUUGGUUGAGAUUUUAAAAAGUAUAUAUUUAAACCUAAAUCAGAAUAUAAUACUCUUGGUUCACCUGGUUUUAUUGAUUUCCCAGCAUUUACAGUAUAAAGCUUUAUCAAUUUUAAUAAGCAUUAAGAAAGAUUUGGUCCAAGACAGAUCUUACAAAGAUCAACAGCAUAACAUAAUGUCUGCUUUAAAUAUCUGUGAAAAUGCUAUAAAAGGACCCAAUACCAAAAACAGACUAUUAGUAGCUAAUUUGGCGCUAUCUGCUAGUGGUUUAAAUAAUUCAAAAUUAAAUGAUGUGCAGGUGCUAUUGUCACAGUUGGGAUUAAUAUCGAGAUAUACAGAGUUUUUACAAAAACGCUGCGAUUGUUCUGUCCUUUACUGGCAUUACAACUAUAUUUUGCCUGUAUAUUUGAGUAAAUUGGUGUCAUCCAAAAGCGACGUUGCGAGAUACAUGCUAAUGUUAAACGCGUUAACGGACUGUGAUAAUAUAGGUGGCAAGGAAAUUUCAUCAGCCGUCAGCAAAAUUCUCAAUGAGAAAUUUUUUGCGCCAGUGAAUCAAAUCGUAGAGACAAAUUUGAGAAUGCAAACGCAUUUACAUUUGCAGUUGCCACCCUCCGACCCUUUCCAGAAUGUUUUUCCAUUGAAUUUCAACAAAUAUAUGCCCGUGCUGUUGGGUAACGUUUAUAAAAGUGUGAAAAAUGAAGCCGAGCAUUAUUUGAGCACCAUGUUUUAUAAUUUGACCACUGUUGUUUUACAUGACUGGAAGACUUAUGGAGAAAUGAGAAAGUUGGCUUAUUUACAAUAUUCCUUGAAUACAGUUGAUGAUGAUCUGCCAAUGCAGACUUUAGAUCAAGGGCUGGAUGUUUUAGAAAUAAUGCGAAACAUAAAUGUUUUCGUCCAAAAGUACCUUUAUAAUUUGAAUAGUCAGGUUUUUGUAGAACAGUCCAGCAACAAUAAGCAUUUAAACUCUAUAAAUAUAUCUCAUGUUUCCAAUUCCAUAAGGACCCAUGGCAUAGGGAUAAUGAACACCACUGUUAAUUUUAUUUACCAAUUUUUGAAAAAUAAGUUCCAUAUUUUUUCUCAGUUUAUGUUCGACGAGCAUAUCAAAUCUCGAUUGUUAAAAGAUCUGAGGUUUUUCUCUGAACAUAAAACUGAGUUUAAUCAGAUGUAUCCUUAUGAGCGAGCAGAAAAGUUCAACGUUGGAAUAAGGAAGUUAGGAUUGAAUCAAGAUGGAGAGAGUUAUUUGGAUUUGUUUAGGAAGCUGAUUACUCAUAUAGGUAAUGCCAUGGGUUAUAUUCGUCUAAUACGAUCUGGAGGUAAAAGAUGCUUAGCGGAAGGAACAUGCUUUAUACCCGACCUGACGGGGCUUGAUAACUUCAAAGAAAUAUUGCAAAAGGAACAACUGACCGAGUUAUCCCAAAAAGCCGUCCAAUGUUUGCUUCACGAUUUGCAAAAUUUCAUUGAAAAUUUCGAAGAAGCGACGGAAUAUUUUAAAUUGUUGGUGAACGUGUUUUUGUCGGUGUUUCGGAAUCCUAGUAACAUGCAUUUGAAAAAUUUCUUCGUUAUCGUGCCUCCCUUGACAAUAAAUUUCGUAGAACACUCUUUAACAUCCAAAGAACGCUUAUAUAAAAAGAACAAAGCCAACAGUGCCUUUACGGAUGAUGGUUUUGCUUUAGGUCUUGCUUAUAUCAUACAAUUAUUGGAUCAAGAAAGUCAGCUAAACUCAUUACAUUGGUUUCAUUCGGUUAAUAGAAAAUUUAAAAAUGAAAGAAUGAAAAUUAAAGAGCAGACUUUGAUAUCGAACGGAGAUGAUGCUAAACUAAAGCAGACCCUAAAUUUAACAGAAAAACGAAUCAAUACUUUUGAAAGGGAAUUUGAAUUGUUCUACUAUAGUUAUACGAGUGCCAGAUUAUUUUUCCAGGCGUAAGAUUGAAGCGUUGCUAAGAUAUAUUUUUAUAAUUGUUCCAAGGCUUUAACGCGCCAACAGUAUUUGAUAUUGUUCAAUAUCAAAACGAUAUAGGAAUCACAAGCUGCGUUUCCAAAGGAUAAUUUACGAAUUCAAAAUGUGAGAUCUUUAUAGGCCUAGCUGAUAAAGGUAAAUCAUAAUUUUUUUCGUUAUUUAUAUAUGUAUACAUUAAUGUUGAGUUUUUCAAAUUUAAGAGAUUUAUAUUUUCGUAGACAAUGUGCAAUGAUCUAGAAUAUAUUGUUAAGUGUCUCAAUUUUAUUCUCAUUAUUAACCCUUAACAAAUAAAAGUUAUAUUGGA
Messenger RNA from Cylas formicarius (sweet potato weevil), 3685 nucleotides. It is a transcript of the gene SWIP, whose product is annotated as WASH complex subunit 4. The record is from RefSeq and is a predicted model, not a curated record. The transcript has 15 exons. Bases 73 to 3348 code for a protein of 1091 amino acids. Gene Ontology annotation, biological process: endosome organization; endosomal transport. Gene Ontology annotation, cellular component: WASH complex; endosome. Lineage: Eukaryota; Metazoa; Arthropoda; Insecta; Coleoptera; Brentidae.